Messenger RNA from Scatophagus argus, 12300 nucleotides. RefSeq names its product collagen, type VII, alpha 1 (gene col7a1). Bases 420 to 9680 code for a protein of 3086 amino acids. Lineage: Eukaryota; Metazoa; Chordata; Actinopteri; Scatophagidae. The record is from RefSeq and is a predicted model, not a curated record. The transcript has 119 exons. Gene Ontology annotation, molecular function: serine-type endopeptidase inhibitor activity; protein binding.
GGCAGGAGCAGGGAGGGACAAGAGGUUGGAGGGGGGAGAAAAAAGGGAGAGUUUAGGACUCCCCUUCAGGCAUCCGAACAAGUCUGGACUGUUCUGCUGCUGCCUGUGUUCAGCCUUUCCUAAGCGAGGCAGCCUCCAGUCAGAAACAGCGUUUACAGUCCCGACAGUCUCCUGCAGGGAUGCACUCACGGGACUCCAGGUACUGAGGCUACAGUCGGCGGUCGUGGAGAUUGUCUUGUGCUUUUUGAAGCUGUGACACACGGGACGUCGCUGGCUGGGAGUACUGCUGUGUGUCCAGAGAGAGAGAGAGAGAGAGAGAGAGAGAGAGAGAGCGAGGGGCUGGAUAUGCCACAGGUGGAAAGGUGUGGAGCUGCAGGCUGUGGCCCGGUGCACGGAGCAGAAAUCCGCAGGUCGUGAAGAUGUGGAGGUGUGUUUUCGCUGUGGCUGUCCUCCUGUCCUCCGUGAAACAGGCUGAAGCUCAGGGCAGGUGUAAUAAUGUGCGAGCAGCUGAUAUUGUUUUCCUGGUCGAUGGAUCUUCCAGUAUUGGCCGAGCUAACUUCCUGCAGGUGAAGGGCUUCAUGGCUGGAAUCAUCAAGCCAUUUGCCAGCUCUGUCAGCGAGUCAGGGAUACGGUUUGGGACCAUUCAGUACAGUGACACCUCCAGAGUUGAAUUUACAUUUAGUACCUACCUGAAUGGCACUGAGCUGGUCAAUGCUGUUCAGAAUCUGAACUAUAAGGGCGGAAACACGCGCACUGGUGCCGGUCUCAAGUUUGUCGCUGAUAACUUCUUCAACCCCGCCUCCAGUCGGCAGGUCCCAAAGAUCACCAUCCUGAUCACUGAUGGGAAGUCACAGGACAGUGUGCAGGAACCAGCACAGAAGCUGCGCAGUCAAGGAGUGCACAUUUUUGCGGUUGGUAUAAAGAGUGCAGACAGGGAUGAACUGGCUCAGAUCGCCUCCCAGCCCAGUAGUGAUUUCACCUCCUUUGUUGGGGACUUCAAACUGCUGAACACACUCCUUCCCCUUGUGAGUCCCCGAGUGUGUUCCAAAGCAGGAGGAGUCUAUGCAAGUGAUGAGGCAUUUUCUGGUCCGUCAAACCUUCAGUUCACAGGCCAGACAUCUGAUUCUCUCAGGUUUCGCUGGAGCCAGGCAGGGGGGCCUGUGAAUGGCUAUGUGAUCCAGUAUGUGCCGCUCUCCGGCCUGGGUCAGCCCAUCACAGCAGAACUGCGUCAGGAGACAGUCUCUGCCAGUCAGAGGACCUAUACCGCAAGAGAGCUGAGAUCAGGAACCGACUACCUGAUCACUGUCAUCGCCCAGUACCCCAACAGUGUGGGAGAGUCUGUUUCUGCCAAACAGCGAACCAGGUCUUUGCCAGGGGUCUCCAGUCUACGUUUGGUCCAGGCAGGCUUCUUCUCCCUGUCUGUAGGCUGGGAUAGGCCUUCGUCUCCUGUCCAAGGCUACAGACUCACAUAUGGACCCCGAGGUCAGCCAGCAGCUCAGUUGUUGGAGCAGUCGCUGUCUGCAGACACCACAUCGAUCACGCUGGAGUCGCUUCAACCAGACACAGAGUACGUCAUCAGCCUCUACUCCCUGUUCCCCCGAAACUCGGCGUCACCGUCCGUCCUCAACGCUCGAACACUGCGCCUCGAGGCAGUGCAGCAGUUAUCAGUGGAGACGGAGUCAGAGGGCAGCGUGCGGGUGCGGUGGAGAGGCGUCAGUGGUGCACGGGCCUACCGUCUGGUAUGGGGACCAUUUACAGGUCGAAAUGUGGAGACAGUGGAGGUUGCUGGAGACAGCGAGUUUCACACUUUGUCCAGCCUGCAGCCCGACACGGAGUACAUCAUCACUGUCAUCCCGCUGUAUGAGGGCAACACCGAGGGCCCUGUAGCAACAGCCAAGUUCAAGAUAGAGCGCCAGGAGCAGCAGGUCCUCAGAGCAGCUACCACCAGCCCCUCCUCCAUUCGCCUUACUUGGAGAAUCAUUGAGUCCUCUCGAGGGUACCGCCUGGAGUGGAGGGAGGUCGAAGGAGGCUCCAUCCAGAGAUUGUCCUUUCCUAGAAGCGCUAACAGCUAUGACUUAACAGGCCUUCGGCCCAACACGGAGUAUGUCAUCACCCUGUACACCCUGUUCGAGGGUCGUGAGGAGGCCACACCUGUCUCCACCGCAGCCAGAGAGGAGCAGCCAGUGGGGAGGGUGUCCAACCUGAGAGUUGUGGAGUCUCUGGGCAGCACCGUCAGACUCGGCUGGACGGGUGUAGCCGGGGCCACACUGUACCGCAUUAUUAUCCUGAACACAGAAGCGGGAACAGAGGAAAUCCGGAGUAUCCUGGGAAACCAGACAACGCUUGACCUCAGAGACCUGACGGUGGGAGUGUCCUACGGUGUCAGUGUCACAGCACUGGUGGGAGAAAAUGAAGGAGACCCAGUUACAGUCUACAUCAAACCGGAACAAGGUGCUGGAAGAGUGACUGACCUCAGAGUGACAAACGCCAACAGUCGAAGAAUACGAAUUGCCUGGACAGGUGUUAGUGGGGUAACGGGGUACAGGGUCACUUGGAGACAAGGCAGCAGUGUGGAGCAGUCCCGCCUUCUUGGUGCAGAAGCUGCAACCUUCACUAUAGACGGCCUGCAGCCAGAUGAGGCGCUGGUGAUUGGUGUUGCAGCUGUGGUUGGUCAGCGCACCGGAGAGGUAGUCACGCUGUCUUCUCGUACUAAUCCCAAUGGUGGAUCAGUGUCUGGCCUUCGCAUCAUUGAUGUCACAUCGCAGAGGAUACGCAUUGCUUGGUCACCUUCCACCCGGGCAAGUGGCUAUAAGAUCACUUGGCGUCGAGAGGAUGGAAGUGAAACAACUCGUACCGUGCCCGCCGAUGUCUCCUCCUUCACCAUUGACAGACUGCAGUCAGAUUCAGCGUACACUGUGUUAGUUUCUUCUCUGGUUGGCUCUCGAGAGGGAAGUCCUUCCACCAUCAUUAUCAGAACAGAGUCAGAUCAGUCCGUGGUUGGGACUGUGACUUCACUGCAAAUCCAGGAGACCCGUGGAGAGGUUGUCCGAGUCACUUGGGUUGGCGUUCAGGGAGCGACGGCUUAUCGUGUGACCUGGAGGAGAACAGACGGUGGUGAAGAGAGGAGUCAGCUCGUGGGGGGAGAUGUGACGGCAGUGGAUUUAGACCGGUUGGACCCCGGAGCCCAGUAUGAGGUGCAGGUCAAGGCUUUAGUUCAAAACAGGGAGGGAACCCCUGUGUCUGUCAGGGUCACCACACCUGGUGCCUUCACCCCCCCUCCAUCACUACCUACCACAACUUUACGAGUGGCAGAGGUUACCCAGAAUUCCGUGCGCCUUGGCUGGAAUCCACUUCCAGGCGCCACAGGAUAUGUUCUGCGCUGGAGAGAUGAGUCAGAUGUUGGCCCAGGCUUUUCUGUUACUCUCCCUGCUGCGUCCAGCUCUUACCAAGUGACUGGACUGCGUUUGGGCCGCCAAUAUCGCUUUACCGUGCAGCCCACCUUCACAAGUGGAUUGGGAACUGAGAGCUCCGUAGAUGAACGCACUGUGUGUGUGGGCGGGCGUCUGGACGUGGUGUUUUUGGUGCCGGCGUCUACUGAUCGGAUAAGCCUUGCAAGAUCUCUGCGUGAACUCCUCACAAGUGCAGCAGGAUCGCUCAACAGAGUCGGACCCCGCGAUUCACAGGUUGGCGUUGUAGUGUAUGCUUACAGACCCAAAGUGUGGUUCCUGCUUAAUCGCCAUGGCAGGUCUGACACACUUCUUCAGGAGAUCCAGUCCACACCCUUUGAUGAAAGCCCAGGGAAUAACAUUGGUGAGGCAGUGACUUUCACCAGACAAUACCUUCUGACCCCUACGGCUGGACGGAGACCGAGGGUCCCUGGUGUUGUUGUCAUCAUCGCAGACAAAAAAUCAGCUGACAACCUCACUCUCGCAGCCAGCGGUCUCAGGGCUACAGGAGUGACAGUGUUAGCAGUGGGUAUGGACCAGGCAGAUACUGAGGAGCUGCGUCGGGCCGUGACCGAUGGUAGCACCCAGAACAUCCUGUAUACCCGUGAUGCAGCACGGUUGGGUGCCCUACAUACCGAUCUGGCAGACUUGCUCUGUGGUCUUGCCAGAAUACCAGAGGGAGUUCCUGGUCCAGACCAGUGUGCCAUUCAGUGCCCUAAGGGUGAAAAAGGAGAUCGUGGAGAGAAGGGCGACAGAGGCAGAGAUGGUGUAGAUGGGCGCAAGGGAGAGCCUGGUCGUGAUGGUUUGCCAGGUAGGGAAGGCCCCAGAGGACCGGAAGGACGCCAGGGUCCACCCGGCCCGGCUGCCCCUUUUGACCCCUCAGGGAGAGUGAAAGGAGAGAAGGGGGAGAGAGGUUUUCCUGGCAUAGAUGGAAGUCCAGGUUUGCCGGGUCGCCCAGGUUCCCCUGGAAAUGCAGGGGUCCCGGGUUCACAGGGCUUACCUGGCAUCAGAGGAGACCCAGGUGAACCAGGUGUGCAAGGGCCAGAAGGGCCAAAAGGCAGUAAAGGUGAAAGGGGCGAACCAGGCUCAGUUGUAUCAGGAGGGGGUCUGCCUGGGAGGAAAGGAGAGCCAGGCAUCCCAGGAAUACCAGGUACUCCAGGUCGGCCAGGCAGCGACGGGGCCAAAGGUGCUCCCGGACUUCCUGGGACACCUGGUCAGGAUGGUCGCCCAGGUUUACCAGGAACACCAGGAGUGUCUGUGAAGGGAGACAAGGGCAGCCCAGGAGAGAGGGGACCUCCAGGAGUCGGCAGCGGGGUGGCCGUGAAGGGCGAGAAGGGUUCCCCGGGUAUUCCAGGACUUCCAGGGGCCCUGGGUCCUAGAGGGCCAAUGGGGCCACAGGGCAGCAAAGGAGACAAGGGCGACGGUGCUGAAGGACCGCCUGGAUCUCCAGGCAGGCAAGGAGAGCCUGGGGACAGGGGUCCCCGUGGGCCUCCAGGAGAAAUUGGUAGCAAGGGUGACCGAGGGCAGCCGGGUGAGGCUGGAUCACCAGGAGACAGGGGGGAGAGAGGACCAGCUGGUGAACCUGGGGAGAGAGGGGACCCAGGGAAGCCGGGCCUCCCAGGAACGCUGGGUCUGAAAGGUUUACCAGGGCCCAGUGGACCACCAGGAGAAAAGGGGAACGAAGGUGCACGAGGGGAACCCGGCAGAAGUGUUCCAGGUUUUCCGGGGAAGAAAGGGGAACAGGGGGAGCAAGGCCUGGCUGGUCCUGAAGGUCCAAGGGGAGUUAAAGGAGAGCCGGGAGUGAAAGGAGAGAAAGGAUCUCCAGGGUCAAGUGUUGUUGGCCUUAAAGGAGAGCCGGGAGAGAGAGGACUUCCUGGUAUCAGUGGAAGGCCGGGUGCCAAGGGAGAUGCAGGUGAACAAGGAGAGAAGGGAGAAGAUGGACGGCCAGGAAUCCCAGGAAAACCUGGUCUUGCUGGGAAAGAGGGAGCAAGAGGAGAGAAGGGGGACGAAGGCACACCCGGGGAGCCCGGCCUUCCAGGGAAGUCAGGAGAAAGAGGACUGAGGGGACUGCCUGGUCAACCAGGACGAUCAGGAGAGAAGGGAGACGUGGGAGACCCGGGAGAGUCCGGACGAAAUGGCAGCCCUGGACCCGCGGGAUCAAAGGGAGAACAAGGAGAACUGGGACCCCAGGGGCCUCCAGGACCACCAGGAAAAAUGGCUGACAUCCAGGGCCAGCUAAAGGGAGGGAGAGGAGAGAAGGGAGACGCCGGCGACCCUGGGGAGCACGGCGGCAAAGGUCAGAAAGGCGAAGCAGGGGCUCCCGGAGCCCCAGGCCUACGAGGUUCUGAGGGACAACGGGGGCCCGCAGGCGCAAGAGGUGACACAGGAGAGAGGGGAGCACCGGGAGAAAAGGGAGAAAGGGGAGCGUCUGGGUUAGAUGGACGUCCUGGUCUGGAUGGUAAACCAGGUGCUCCUGGACCACCUGGUCAGAGGGGUGAUCCUGGGAAACAGGGCGAUCCUGGGAGAGAUGGUUUACCAGGACUUAGAGGGGAGCAGGGCCCCCCAGGGCCUGUUGGACCUCCUGGCACUCCAGGGACACCUGGUAAAGCAGGUGAAGACGGCAAACCUGGGGCUCCUGGAAAAAUGGGCGAGGAUGGUGUUCCAGGUGAAGAUGGGAGAAAGGGCGACAAAGGAGAAGCUGGAGCAGCUGGAAGAGAUGGCCGCGAUGGACUGAAAGGAGACAGGGGACUCACUGGGCCUGUAGGACCCACUGGUCCUCCAGGGCCUCCUGGAGUACCUGGCAGCAUUGGUCCUCCUGGACAGGUUGUGUAUGUUAAAGGAGCUCAAGCGGCACCAAUUCCAGGCCCACAGGGGCCUCCAGGAACCCCAGGUGUACCUGGGAUCCCAGGAGCUGUGGGAGCCAGAGGGGAUAGAGGUCCAACUGGCCUGAAAGGGGAAGCUGGAGACCCAGGGGAGGAUGGGGCUCCGGGUAAACCUGGGACAGCAGUGGAUGUACAGAAGGCUCUGGCCAGCCUUGGCAUUCAGGUGUCUGACCUGAAGGUGGUUGUGGACAGGAAGGACACAGUAAUAGCUCCUACAGUGCAGAAGGCAGAGAGAGGUGAAAAAGGAGAAAGGGGCGAACCUGGACCAAGAGGACUGUCUGGUUUAGAUGGUGCUCGAGGUUUUCAAGGAGAGAGAGGAGCAAAGGGGGACCAAGGUGAGCGAGGACCUGUGGGAACACCUGGGCCUCCAGGCAGAGCCAUUGGAGAGCGAGGUCCCGAGGGACCCCCAGGACCUGCUGGAGAGCCAGGCAAGCCAGGAAUACCGGGAGUUCCUGGCCGAGCAGGGGAGCUGGGAGAGGCUGGAAGACCUGGAGAUAAAGGUACAAGUGGCCAGAAAGGUGACAAAGGAGAACCUGGUAAAACCGGGCUAACAGGACCAGCUGGCCCCCCUGGAGAAAAGGGAGCAUCUGUCGAUUCAGUGCUAAUCGGUCCACCUGGGGCCCGAGGUCCUCCAGGAAUUGCUGGACAGAAGGGAGAGCCUGGUGCUGCAGGACCACCAGGACCUAAAGGAGACCGGGGUUUAGUCGGACCUCGUGGUGAUAAAGGAGACAGAGGAGAUUCUGGAGAAAGAGGACGUGACGGCUCGCAGGGAAUUCCAGGAGAACCAGGAAAGCCUGGUCAGGAUGGGAAACCGGGCCUGCCUGGGUUCCCAGGAGUUCUAGGCAGACCGGGAAACCCAGGAGAGCCUGGCAUAAGGGGGCCAACUGGCCCCAUUGGUCCAAACGGGCCUCCAGGUCCACCAGGUGUCAAAGGUAAUCAAGGAGAGCCGGGUGUUGGUGUCCAGGGGCCUCCUGGUGCCCAAGGGACCACAGGCCUCCCGGGACCACCAGGCCCUCCAGGAGCUGUAGGUCCUCAGGGCCCCCCAGGACUGCCAGGGCAGGUGGGUGAAGCAGGGAAACCGGGAGUCCCUGGACGAGACGGGGUGCCUGGAAAAGAAGGAAUACCUGGAUUACCAGGAAAGCAGGGCAUUGCUGGAUCUCCAGGCCAAGCAGGCUUAAAGGGGGAGCAGGGAGACAGUGGUCCUCCAGGGAAGGCUGUAGCUGGACCCCCUGGAACCAAAGGAGAGCGUGGUCUUCCGGGUCAAACCCUGCCAGGCGUGGCUGGAGAGAGGGGUCUACCUGGAGAAAAGGGUACCAGAGGAGACAAAGGUGCAGCAGGCUCCAAAGGAGAGAGAGGAGUGGCUGGUGAAGCAGGAGAGCCUGGAGAAGAUGGGGCACAGGGAUCUCCUGGGCCAAAGGGAGAUAAGGGAGAGAAGGGCAUCGGACAGGCAGGUCCCCCUGGUCGGGUUGGUCCUCUGGGUUUAAAGGGAGAUCCAGGCCUUCCUGGUUCACCUGGUCCUCCAGGGCCACAGGGGAAGCCAGGUGACACUGGUCCGCCUGGCCUGAGAGGAGAAAUUGGACAGCCUGGACCUCAAGGACCACCAGGGGAGAGGGGACUCCAAGGCUUUGCAGGCCGUGCAGGAAGUGUUGGAGCGCCGGGUCCUCCUGGACCUCCUGGGCUGGCAGGCUCUCCUGGUACCAACGGGGUCAAAGGGGACAAGGGGGAAGUUGGCUUUGGAGUUCCCGGUCCCAGAGGAGAGAGAGGAGAUCCAGGUUCUAGAGGAGAGGAGGGUCGUGCUGGCAUAGAUGGGGAGAGAGGGCCAACGGGCCCCCCAGGUGUCCGUGGUGCUCGGGGAGAGAAGGGAGACAUUGGGCUCCAAGGUGACAAAGGAGACAAGGGGGACACUGUGCUGGUGGGAGGACCUCCUGGUGAAAAGGGCAACAAAGGAGAAACAGGUGACAGGGGACCCAAGGGUGUGCAGGGAGAAAAAGGAGCAAAGGGUCAAGAGGGGCCAACAGGGGAGCAGGGUCUGAGGGGAGAGCCAGGAGAAAGAGGAUCCACUGGAUUCCCGGGUGCUCGUGGCCCCGGUGGACAGAAGGGUGAAGGCGGCCAACCUGGAGUACCCGGUGAAUCGGGUUUACCAGGAAAAGAUGGGCUGCUGGGGCGUAAGGGGGAUAAAGGAGAGCUUGGUAUUCCAGGAAUGAGAGGAAUCAAGGGUGACCGAGGACCCAAGGGGGCUUGUGGAGGCGAUGGACCCAAAGGAGAAAAGGGUGAUGCUGGCAUUCAUGGACGACCAGGCCUACCAGGAAGAAAAGGUGAACAGGGAGAACAUGGACCAUCUGGGGCCCCAGGGACCCCCGGAAAAGAGGGACUAGUUGGCCCCAAGGGAGAUCGUGGCUAUGACGGGCUUGCAGGGCCCAAAGGCUCUCAGGGAGAGAAAGGUGAAAGGGGUCCAUCUGGGGUACCUGGUCCUCCUGGUACCAGAGGAGCGGAUGGGCUCCAAGGGCUAACUGGCCCUCAGGGACCAGCUGGUGCUAAAGGCCCUGAAGGUCUCCAGGGACAGAAGGGGGAAAGAGGUCCAAUUGGUCCCGCCAUGGCGGGUCCACGUGGUGUCCCAGGGAUCCCGGGGGAGCGAGGAGAGCCGGGAGAGAUGGGCCCAGAUGGAGCCAAGGGAGAAAGAGGAGAGCCAGGCAUGACGGAGGAUGAAGUCAGAGAGUACGUUCGCUCCGAGAUGAGUCAGCACUGUGCGUGUGGAGGUUCAGGCCCAGAAAUCCGGUCCCAGCCCCCGGUCAGGGCUCGGCCCACACCGGAGCAACAACUGGCCGUGAAGGGUGAGGCGGGCCGUGAGCUGCGUGUGGUGGUGAACACCAAUGACCCAGACUAUGAACACAUCUACUCCAUCGAGUCCUACGAUGACCGCUUGGAUGAGCUGCUCUACUUUCCUCCUUCUGCCAACCAGAGUGAUGGUGAGGCUGUCAAAGAUGAAUCUGACCAAAAAGUCAGAGUUGAACCAAACAGAUCAGCCAGUACUGGUGUUAUGAAAACAGCAACAGUUGCUGGUCAGAAAGCAGUCAAAGUUACUCCUGUGAAAGCACUCAAGCCCAGAUCAGUCAGAUCCAAGAGGAGAGUCAGUGGGGAAGCUCCUGCCGACCUGUGCCUGCUUCCUAUGGAGGAGGGGAGCUGUGGACGAUACACUCUGCGCUGGUACUUCAACAUUCAGGUUCAGGCCUGCAGACCCUUCAUCUACAGUGGCUGUGAAGGAAACGAUAACCGCUUCCUUCACUUGGAGGAGUGUGAAGAGGCCUGCCUUGGGGUGACCGAAGGUCCUCAUCCCUUGAAGACAGCACGAUGAUUGUGGCCAAAUCCUCUUCACAGGAAUGUUAGCCUUUACAUUGCUCUAAUAGAUCUUUAUUUUGUCAAAUGUCAGUGGUUAAAAUUUGCAUCUGUUUAUUUAUUGUUUUUGUAAACCCGACCAAUGGUUGAGAGGAGAUACCAGAGGGAUGCCUCCUUGCUAUAUGUUCAAAAAAAAAAAAGGACAAAAUAGUGUUGAGGAAGAAUAAUGUUUUCCCUUUUGUUCAGACUUGACCCUGGUUUUCUUAAUUUGGUUUUGUGGUAUUCGGUACUUUCAUCCAUUCCAUGUCGCUCACAUGCUUGAUGUCUGUAUACAGAAAGGGAGCGGACAAAUGACCCGACUCACCUUACAGUCCAAUGCAGUAAUCCUUCAGUAAAUACAAAUAUGGUGAAGCUCAUGAUGUUUCAUUAACUUGACAGCGUUGUUCAGUCAUUAUCUGUGUUUACAUGGAGUAUUUUAUUCCACAAAUUAACUGAAUGAGAAAACCAAAAUAAUUUCUUUGUUUGGAGCUUGUAGAUAAAUCACAGAUAGAUGCAUCUUUCAAAAGAUGAAAAUACUGUUUUUACACUGUCAUGCAGGAAACAAGGUAUGGGAAAAACUCGCUCUCAGUCAUCUCUUUUGUCCCACUGCAAAGACCCUGCCCUCAAACAACUAGGAUUUUCUGUUAUUAUUUUGCUGUGUUUGGGAUGUUUUUGGUUGUCAACAAUUCUGGAGAAAGACCGUUGAUUGUUGAGUCUCAUGCCCAGGUUGCUAAAUGAGAAGUCUUUUGGGUUGGCAUUAUGUGAGGGCCCAGGAAUGAGACUCAACAGUCAACUGUCUUCCUCGCUUACUGCUUUCUUUAAUGGUGUGCUAACAAACAUCAACUGACAAAUCCUACAUAGUAUGCUUUUAUCCCUAAAAUGUUCCCUUGCAAAGAUGUACACUUCUGUCUUCCGUGGUUUUGUGUUUACAAGUGCCUCGUCAAUUUCCUUUCAAAAAAGAUGCAUGUUUGUCUUAGCAAGUUCAAUAUUUUCCAAUGACAACAAGAAUACUGCUGUUUUUUUUUUACAAAUCCAAAUUUUCCACAGCAGUAAACCAAGCACUUGCACACUUCCGUGUUUGUUUUAAAGAUUUGCUCUUGGUGGUGCUUGUGGAGAGUAAGUAUCAUUUUAUUCAUUGUCGUUAGUCAUAGUCAUUUAUUGGAUUGACUGCAUUAAGAGGGAAAAAGGUCUACAUGUGACCAGUGUUGCCCUCAGCUAAUGAAGGUUUCUGGUGUUUUAGUUAAUGUCCUAAUGAUCUGAGUCCAACACAGACAGCAUCAAUCUGCACACUUCUACGUCUGAACAUGUCGUUGUCUGAAAACAAAAAUAAAAAAGAAAGAAAAGCAAAACACCGGUCCUAAUAAAAAGAUCUUUGUUAAAGCUGAUACACACUGCGGUUUACCAGGACUCACUUGUGCAUCUGCCUCUCUAAUCAGGUUGACAGUGUUUGUAAAGUCGUGAGUUGAAUUGUAAGGUGUCGAUGAGAAAAGUAUAAAACGCGUGACAAAUAAAAACAUGAAAGCUGCAUUAGUUAAGGGGAACACAGGUAGACUAGAUGUACAUCUAGACACAUUACACACUUCAUGAACUUCCCCGGUCUGGUAGUUACUGCAAGGAUACUGUGUUAUACGGUGUGUUUGCUAUUUUGCUCACUCCUCAUGUGUCCACACUCUUCAUACUGCUUAGUUGUGAGUUCUGGAAAUAUUUUUCCUAUUGUAAAUGAGCAUUUGAAAGUUUUGCUGUGACAAAGUGACAGUAUAUUAUGUUGGUAUUUCAGAUUUGUUUUCUGAAAAAUGUCAUGUCUUAUCUGCCAGUUUGGUCAGCAAACGGCUGUAAAGUCUGUCUGUGUGUAGUAUUCACCUCUGCAGCUACUGUUAUGGAGAAGACAAAAGCCAGAAGGGCAAAUCAGAGCUUCAGUAAAAAGCAAAACACUACACCAUAAAUGCUGAAUUCAUCCAAAAUUGAUCUGUAAUCCAAAAGCAAAUGAAACCAAGCAUCACCUUUAUCUUUAGCUCCUUUCGAGCAACAGCUACCUUGCAUGAAAAACAACACAGGGCGUUUGAAUCAAGACCAAAUGCACAAAAAGAAACUAUAAAUAAUUUAAACAACUAACUUCUGCCCUUAACCGUGCACAAAAUAGAGUUUUAAUGUCUGAGAUUAGUUGUUAUCAGUCUGAGUCAAAAUUGACUCUUCCCUUCAAGCUUGGCUGAAAUGAAUCAAUUUAACGGGAGAUUUUCAUCCCCAUCCACAACCCCUGAUGCCUGAAAUAAGUUAUCGCACUCCUCUACAACUAUGCAAGCACAACUAUACUGUUUUUUUUUUUAUGGAUAUAGUUUUAUCAUUUGUAUUAAAUAUGAAGAAUCAAGCACAAUAUUCUGCCAAUAUUUUGUACAUAAUGUUUUUUAUUGUUUGGGGAAAGUUGUGUUUCUGAUCACGACUGCAUGUCUACCUGCCAGAGAAACGGUGCUAUUUUUAAACGUAUUUUUAUACUGUAUAUUAAAAAUGGAAGCAUUGUGUUUUUAUGUGGUUUGAACUAUUUGUCUAGUAUUAUGGAACAUUUAAAUAAGCAUUUCUAAUAAACCAAACGUUUGAAGAAAAAA